AAAGCGAGCAAGGGUAAGAAAACAAGGUUGCUUUCCGCUUACGUCAUUCCGAGCGACGAAAGAGGCGGACGGGCGCACGUGUGACGUAAACAAGGGAAAUAUUUCCAUUGUGACUCCCCUUCCUUGUAGUCGCGGGUUCGAAUCCGGAGUGAGGGUCAACAUGGAAGAGCUGAGUCAAGCCCUCGCCUCCAGCUUUGCCGUCUCCCAAGACCUCAAUAGUACCGCAGCACCACAUCCCCGUUUGGCCCAAUACAAGUCCAAAUACAGCUCCUUGGAGCAGACAGAGAGGAGGCGAAGACUUCUGGAGCUUCAGAAGAGUAAGCGAUUAGAUUAUAUAAACCAUGCGAGGAGACUGGCCGAGGAUGACUGGACGGGAAUGGACGAAGAAGAGGAAAAGGAGAAGGCAGAGGACGAGAAGGAAGACAUGGAGGUCGAGCUCACAAAGAAGCUGCCAAAGCGAUACGCCAACCAGCUGAUGCUGUCCGAAUGGCUGAUUGACGUCCCGCAGGAUUUGGUGCAGGACUGGAUCCUGGUGGUGUGCCCCAUGGGCAAGCGGGCCCUGAUUGUGGCAUCGAAGGGUUCCACUGCCGCUUACACCAAGAGCGGAUUCUGUGUCAAUCGAUUCCCGUCUCUCUUGCCAGGAGGGAACCGCCGCAAUUCCGCCACUGGAAAAGACUAUACCAUCCUGGACUGCAUCUUCAAUGAGGCCAAGCAGACAUACUACAUCCUGGACGUCAUGUGUUGGCGAGGGCAUCCUGUGUACGACUGCCCGACUGAUUUCCGGUUCUACUGGCUCCAUUCCAAAAUGCAAGAGGAAGAGGGUCUGGCAGAGAAGAGUCGGCUCAAUCCCUUUAAAUUUGUGGGCCUGCAGAGUUAUUCCUGUGCGCCGGACAGCCUGCGCGACGUUUUGAGCACCGACUUCCCCUUCGAGGUCGACGGGCUUCUUUUCUAUCACAAGGAGAGCCACUACAACCCCGGCAGCACCCCUUUGGUGGGCUGGCUGCGUCCCUACAUGGUUUCCGACAUCCUGGGCCUGCCGGUGCCCUCGUGCCCGCUCACCGCCAAGCCCGAAUACGCCCAGCACCAACUGCAGCAGAUCAUCCAACACAAGAAGGGCCCGAAGCCGGAGGGUUCCCCCGAGGUCAACCGGGACGCCCAGAACGGGCGCUACGAACUGGAGCACCUCUCCACCCCGAAGCCCGAGAAGUCUCGUCGUGCCUCGGAGGACACCGCCAGCGAGAUGGAGAAUUUGGAAAUAUGACCUUUCUCCCGCCGCGGAGACGAUCUCCAGGUUGAACUCGGUCCACAUUGGGGGUGCUAUUUUGGGGGGCCCCAGAGCCCCUCGAUCUGAAUAGAAAUCACAAUACUUAUUUCUAAAAAAAUUUUUGGACACAUUCAUUUGAGCAGCCGGGACUUCUUCGCCACUUUCCACCCUAUUUAGAUCACGUUCACUUUCAAAAUAAAUAAGAUAUGUCAAGUAUCCGUACUCAUUGAGGAAGGGAGGUUCGGCCUUCCAUCCAUCCACCAUCUGCACACAUUGGUUGUUUCCUAAUGUAUUGGUUUCGGGCGCACCGAACACAAUAAAGGACUUUGGAGAGAUUUGGAAAGA
Messenger RNA from Anolis sagrei ordinatus, 1609 nucleotides. RefSeq names its product snurportin 1 (gene SNUPN). NCBI's taxonomy places the organism in Eukaryota, Metazoa, Chordata, Lepidosauria, Squamata, Anolidae. Gene Ontology annotation, cellular component: cytoplasm; nucleus. Gene Ontology annotation, biological process: protein import into nucleus; snRNA import into nucleus. The record is from RefSeq and is a predicted model, not a curated record. Gene Ontology annotation, molecular function: nuclear import signal receptor activity; protein binding.